This is a messenger RNA of Wasmannia auropunctata (little fire ant), 2548 nucleotides long. RefSeq names its product lysosomal Pro-X carboxypeptidase. Gene Ontology annotation, biological process: proteolysis. Gene Ontology annotation, molecular function: dipeptidyl-peptidase activity; serine-type exopeptidase activity. The transcript has 7 exons. Lineage: Eukaryota; Metazoa; Arthropoda; Insecta; Hymenoptera; Formicidae. The record is from RefSeq and is a predicted model, not a curated record. The coding region runs from base 91 to 1581 and encodes 496 amino acids.
GUGCUCUGCCGAGACCCGAGUGUGCUACAGCGACUCGCGGAGAGGACGAGUAUUCGCCAGUGAGAACGCGGGCUUUCUCGUGGCUGCAUCAUGUGGCUACGGACAUCGCUGCUGCUCUGUGUCGCGGUCGCGCUAUGCCGGUCGAUGGUCCAGCUGACGCUUGGAAGCGAAAUCGCCGCGAACCGGGCUCUCAAUCAUGACACGCCGCGAAGCAGCAAAUACAAAUACGAGACCAAGACGUUCGACGUGCGCGUGGAUCACUUCAGCUUUGCCGUACAGGACACUUUCAAAUUGCGAUAUCUCGUAAACGACACUUGGCGAAAAACGCAAAAUGCCCCUAUAUUCUUCUACACCGGAAAUGAAGGCAGUAUCGAAGUUUUCGCAGAGAAUACGGGUUUCAUAUGGGACAUCGCACCACAGUUCGGCGCAUUGGUAAUAUUCGCCGAGCACCGUUACUACGGUGAAUCGCUGCCCUAUGGGAACCGGUCCUUCACGGAUCCGCAACAUCUCGGCUAUCUAACGUCCCAGCAAGCUCUAGUCGAUUACGUGGAGCUAAUCGAUCAUUUGAAAUCGCAACCGGGAUAUGAGCGCAGCCCAGUCAUAGCUUUCGGUGGCUCGUACGGCGGUAUGCUCAGCGCUUGGAUACGCAUGAAGUAUCCCCACAUUGUUCAGGGCGCGAUUGCGGCCUCCGCGCCGAUUCUGCAGUUCACCGGCGUCGUGGAUUGCGGGGCAUUCGCUCGGAUAGCAACGUCGGAUUAUCGUGUAGCGAAUCCAACGUGCCCGCAACUUAUCCGGAACGCGUGGAGCACGAUAACGAAUGUGACUUCGAACGACGAGGGCAAAAAAUGGCUGUCGGACAAUUGGAGGCUGUGCGAGCCGCUGAAAACCGCGGAGAAUGUCAAGACGCUGAAAGAUUUUUUGCAGAAUAUCUACAUCAAUCUGGCCAUGGUCAACUAUCCAUACGAGGCUAACUUCUUAGCGCCGCUACCCGGCAAUCCGAUUAAUGUUUUCUGUCAACACCUGACAAACGCGUCAUUAACGGGAAAACCGCUGUUAUCGGCGCUUUACCGAGCUGUCAGCGUUUAUACGAACUACACCAGGAAGGCGAGCUGCAUCUCCAUGAAGAAUGCGGAGCCGGGCUUGGACGCCGAUCAGGGAUGGAAUUAUCAGGCGUGCACAGAAAUGGUGAUGCCGAUGUGCACCGAUGGCGUCAACGAUAUGUUCGAGCCGGAGGCGUGGAACCUCGCAGAUUAUAACAACACCUGUUUCAAGAAAUAUUCCGUAUCGCCGCAACCUUAUUUGGUUUGCGAGCAAUACGGCUGUAAGAAUUUUAUCAAUGUAUCUAACAUCAUUUUCAGCAACGGAUUGCUGGAUCCGUGGACGAGCGGAGGUGUGCUGCGCAAUUUAUCCGAGUCGGCGAUUGCGAUAGUGAUCCCGGAUGCCGCGCAUCAUCUCGACUUACGAGAGAGUAACAGUAACGAUCCGUACAGCGUUGUCUUGACGCGCAAGUUCCAUCAAUUUACGAUUCACAAGUGGAUCCAGGAAUAUAUCCAGGAUCAUAGAAUAGAGGAGACUUUUUAAGUUCGACGCGACGAAAGGUGAAGUAGUUUACUGGGAUUAUCGGGAAUAACGCCUGGUCGAAAUUUAUCUUCUUUAUUUCUCAAAUUAAAAAUACAAAAACAGGACACAUACGUCGCGACAACAAUAAAUACUCAAGCGCUGCCGUGGACCGGCUACUUUAUAACGCUGAACAAAGCGUUGACGAAAACUCAAUCGAAAACAUGCGCGAAAGCAUUUUCGGUGUAUCACAGUAAUAAAUAAUAAAUGCACAUACCUCGUCGGGUAUUCUAAAAGAUCUACAAGAGAGAGAGUAUAAAACGUAUUCGGACAAUGCGAAAGUUCAAAAAUAUAGGCGUUCAAAGAACGUCCGACCUUCCCGGACGUUUCUCGCGAUAUAUUUUUCAGACGUUCGCACUGUCUCUAAAAUCCUUCGUCACGAAUCUAAUAUCACUAUAGCACAUAAAAAUGGCUACUUCGUCAAAUAAAACCUCGUAACUCUAACGCGAUUAUUUGACACUGAUACUCGACAUUAAUUAUAAAUAUAUGCGCCGUAUUACUUCUAGCUUUUUAUUUACGUAAUUUCUUAUGCCAAGUUUGUCCGAAGGAAUCAUGUAGGGAGUGAGUACAAGCGAACAAAGCUACCGAAGAAUAUACGAAUUUCUAAAUGUAGAAGAAAUUUAUCUUUAAGAGAACGUCGUAUUUUAAACCGAAUCUAUAAAUAUCAUGUAAAUACGAUGUCAUGAUUUUUUUUUUAUAUACGUCGAUUCUCCGAAAUUUUCAAAUCUUUCUCGUUCCACAGGUACAGCAUUGUUUCUUUUCACACUUUUCUAAAUGGACUCGUAUUAUUUUCUACAUUACCAGAGCGAUCUCUUUCGAAUAUUAUUAACACGAAAAUGUAUUUCCGAUAAUAUUUUAACACACGAUUUGUAAAUGCGUUGGAAUGCUCUUUCUAUAUUAUAUUAUAAAUAAAAAAUUAAAUACUCUUGGA